CAGUUGUUGGUCGGACAGAGGGUGCUCUCUCCCUCUCUCUCCCCCCCUGUUCGAUUCCACAAUGUAAAGCGAAAAUUCCUGCUUUCUCCUCUCGCUCUCUCUAGACUAAUAAAUUUUCCCAUUUUGUCGCUGCGUAGAUCUCCACUUCUCUUGGAAUCUACUCUGUAACUGAUACUGGGGUGAAACAAUCGAGGUGAAUAAGCUCUGCCAGUUGAUUGUCUGCUUUGGACUGGGAAAUAUGUCAACCGGAACCGUGAGAAGGAUCCCACGUCAAGAUAUUCAACUGGUGCGAAGUCUUAUAGAGCGAUGCCUUCAGCUUGAUAUGAGCCGAAAAGAAGUUGUGGAAACACUUUUGAAUCAAGAAAAGAUUGACCCUGGCUUCACCGAACAUGUUUGGCAGAAGCUUGAAGAGGAGAAUCGGGAAUUCUUUAAUGCAUAUUAUCUGAGACUGAUGGUGAAAAGCCAGAUUAUCGAAUUCAACCGGUUGCUUGAACAGCAAGCUCGAAUGAUGCACCAGAUACACCCAUGUGCAGUGACUGCAUUAUCAAGUUCUAAUGGAUCCCAUGUCCAACCUAUCCACCAGAGCUGCUAUGCACCAGAGCAUACAGGACCUACUUUGAAACAAGAUGAUAUAGAUCACCCCGUUGGUGUCAGCAUAGGCAAUGUUUAUUCUAAUGGUACCCAACCUGUACACUCAACUUUGCACACUGCUGUGGAUAUGUCUUCUCAUACCAGGAAUGAUGCCGCACCUCAGACCUCAAAUGUAGGUCUGUUUCAAGGAAUGAAUGGAGGGAUGAUCAAAGUAGAAACUGGAUAUUCAAACAGUUCUCACUACAUGUUUGGAACGGAGGGCAAUGUCCUUGAUGCACACCAAUCAAUUGGGAACGCGUCAGUUGCAUCUUUUGCUAGUGUUGAUUCCAACACACCAUCCUUCAAUGAGUCACUUCUUGAUCCGGAUCCCUCUUCAUUUGGGUUUAUUAAUCAAAUUACGAGGAAUUUUAGUCUCUCAGAUCUGACCGCGGACUUCUCUCAGGGUUCAGAUAUGCUAGAGAGCUACGGCAGAUGUCCCUUUUUACCAACAGAGGCUGAUAACAUCAUUGAUACUUGUGAGAAUGGAGACCGUCUUGAUAGUAAAAGGUUGGAUAAUGUAUCAGAAAGCCUGAGUUACGAAGAUUUCAGACACAAUUAGCUGUGCAGCAGCUGUACAUUAUGAAAUGCAUUUACACAAACGUUUGGAUCAUGGAAGCUGCUUAUUGAUGAACUUUUUAAGCAGUUGUAUAUGAUAAAAGGCACAUGGGUUUGCUGUCAACCUGAUAAUUGAUGCAUCAAAUAUCAUCAUUUUGUUGCUAUACUUGGGCAGAUGAUUGUACAUAGCAUUGUAGGGCUGAAGAUGCAUUCAGAUCAGCGCGGAAACUUACUGACCGUAUGCGCCAGUUUCACUGACAUUGGCGGAUAAGGAGUUUUCCUUUAGAACACAGAGCCCCAGAUUAUCAUAGCAGGUUAACAUGGAGAAUGGAAAUAAUACAUCACAGUGAUUCUGGAAACAAUUUUAGCUUUCAAGUGAUUGAAUUCCUGAAACUAACCUUUAAUGUUUGAUGGUUUUGCUUGAUGAUUUCAGUAUUGGAAGUGAUUGUAAUGAUCUGAUGAAUAUAUUGAGUGUAGAUUGUAAGAGUGGAAUACAGAAAUGUUGGUUGGGUUGAACUUUGUGAUUGACUGCCAUUGAAGGUGGCUUCACCAUAUUGUCUUUAAUUAAAGAAGCUUCUUGAGGUGAGUUUUAUGCCUA
This is a messenger RNA of Cucumis melo (muskmelon), 1783 nucleotides long. RefSeq lists its product as uncharacterized. The coding region runs from base 239 to 1189 and encodes 316 amino acids. NCBI's taxonomy places the organism in Eukaryota, Viridiplantae, Streptophyta, Magnoliopsida, Cucurbitales, Cucurbitaceae. The record is from RefSeq and is a predicted model, not a curated record. The transcript is spliced from 8 exons.